Messenger RNA from Mercurialis annua (annual mercury), 804 nucleotides. RefSeq names its product photosystem I reaction center subunit XI, chloroplastic. The coding region runs from base 55 to 699 and encodes 214 amino acids. Gene Ontology annotation, biological process: photosynthesis. The record is from RefSeq and is a predicted model, not a curated record. Gene Ontology annotation, cellular component: photosystem I reaction center; photosystem I; chloroplast thylakoid membrane. The transcript is spliced from 2 exons. Lineage: Eukaryota; Viridiplantae; Streptophyta; Magnoliopsida; Malpighiales; Euphorbiaceae.
UUACAAAUUGGUACACAUUUAGCUUUAACAGAAGAGAGAAAUUAAGACAAAAUCAUGGCUGCAACUGCUUCUCCAAUGGCUAGCCAGCUGAAGAGCAGCUUUGCAAGAGGCUUGCUUACUCCUAAAGGUAUUUCUGGUUCUUCAUUUAGAGUCUCGCCCACUAAGAGGACCAGUUCCUUCACUGUCAAGGCAAUCCAAUCAGAGAAGCCAACUUACCAAGUAAUUCAACCGAUCAACGGAGACCCAUUCAUCGGUAGUCUCGAGACUCCAGUAACAUCAAGCCCAUUGGUAGCCUGGUACCUCUCCAACUUACCUGCAUACAGAACAGCAGUCAACCCGCUUCUCCGAGGAAUCGAGGUCGGUUUGGCCCAUGGGUUCCUUCUAGUAGGCCCAUUUGUAAAAGCAGGCCCAUUAAGGAACACAGAAUUUGCAGGAGCAGCAGGGUCAUUGGCAGCAGGAGGAUUAGUAGUAAUUCUGAGUGUUUGUUUGACAAUGUAUGGAGUUGCAUCAUUCAAUGAAGGUGAGGCUUCAACUGCUCCUGGUCUGACCUUGACUGGGAGGAAGAAGGAGGCUGAUAAGUUGCAGACUGCUGAUGGGUGGGCCAAAUUUACUGGUGGGUUCUUUUUUGGUGGGCUUUCUGGUGUCACUUGGGCUUACUUUCUUCUCUAUGUUCUUGAUCUUCCUUACUUUGUAAAGUAGAGAUUAGAAUUUGAAUGUUGAUUAAUUCCUAUUUGUCUCUCAAUGUAUAUUUUCUUAUUUGGGAUUAGACAUUUUGCAAAUGAAAACUGCAUAUUUGUUUCUCUA